Molecule: messenger RNA, 2072 nt
Organism: Morus notabilis
Lineage: Eukaryota; Viridiplantae; Streptophyta; Magnoliopsida; Rosales; Moraceae
Product: carboxyl-terminal-processing peptidase 2, chloroplastic
Exons: 13
Coding region: 328-1890 (520 amino acids)
Biological process (GO): proteolysis
Molecular function (GO): serine-type peptidase activity; endopeptidase activity; protein binding
Source: RefSeq, a predicted model, not a curated record
UCAGUCAUUCUACUAUUUAGACAACAAAAGAAUGGCCUCUGGAUGCUUACCAUAAAAACAACAACAACAACAAAAGAAUAGCCUCCCAGUGCUUGAUUUCUUUUCGCAAAUUCAAAUCUUUGCAAAAUACGAUAUUCACAUCUCCUAUUCUUGAAUAUCAUCGUUUGUGGUGUUGCUGCUGCAAGAAGAAUAAGACUCGGAUUCCAUCUGCAAAAUUUCAAGUCUUUUCAGGAAAAUAAUUCAAACAGUAUGUCUGCACAAAGAACUUAAUAGAUAGCCAGAUUUUUCUUUCGUGAAAAAACAGACCAAAAAUUACCAUCUCUCUGGAUGGAGGUCCUUCCAAGUUCUCGAGUUUUACCGUGGAAAUAUUGCCCUGCAAAAUUUUUAAAGAAUGAAUUGCAAGUUUCUUUGAGGUGUGUAAGGACGGAAUGCGGUAUUAGAACAAGGAAUGGUAGUGAUAGAAAGGGAGCUUCUAAACGGAAUAUCUUGGUUCAGCCGUUUUGGAAUCUGAGUAGAAACUUUUCUGCUAAAUUUGGUUUGUUUUCAAUAAGCUACAGAUUCAUUCCUAAAUUGAGCAAAUAUCGUGGGAUUCCCCAUCAGAAGAUAAACUUUUCAGAAGAGAUCAGACAGAAAGUAUAUGUUCCUCUCGUCCGGUUAGUUGUUGGAGUGAUGCUGGUCAUGUCACUUUCGGUUGCUAUUAGCAAGAGUACAUCUUGGGCCUUAUCUGAGGAAAAUCUACUCUUCUUGGAGGCAUGGAGAACAAUAGACCGUGCAUAUGUUGACAAAUCCUUUAACGGACAGAGUUGGUUUCGUUACAGAGAAAAUGCACUACGCAAUGAACCAAUGAACACGCGAGAAGAAACGUAUGUGGCAAUAAAGAAGAUGCUUGCUACACUUGAUGAUCCUUUCACUAGGUUUUUGGAGCCCGAGAAGUUCAAAAGUUUGCGGUCUGGAACUCAAGGUGCUCUUACAGGUGUUGGGCUGUCAAUUGGUUACCCUACAAAACUUGAUGACUCUUCUGCUGGGCUUGUUGUUGUCUCAGCUGCCCCAGGAGGUCCUGCAAAUAGAGCUGGUAUUUCUUCCGGCGAUAUUAUUCUGGCAAUUGAUGAUACAAGUACUGAAACAAUGGGCAUCUACGAUGCAGCUGACAGAUUGCAGGGACCUGAAGGUAGUUCGGUGAAGUUGACCAUUCGUAGCGGACCUGAAAUAAAGAACCUGGACUUGGUGCGAGAGAAGGUUUCAUUCAACCCAGUGAAGUCAAGACUUUGCAAGUUAUCCGGUUCAGGAAAGGAUUCCUCUAAGAUUGGUUAUAUAAAACUCACAUCAUUCAAUCAAAAUGCAUCAGGGGCUGUCAAGGAAGCAAUUGAUACUUUAAGAAAAAGUGGUGUCAACGCCUUUGUGUUGGACCUUCGAGAUAAUAGCGGUGGUCUUUUUCCAGAAGGAAUUGAGAUUGCAAAGAUUUGGCUGGACAAAGGUGUAAUCGUUUACAUAUGUGAUAAUCGCGGCGUUCGAGACGUAUAUGACACAGAUGGAGGCAGUGCAAUCGCGCCCUCUGAACCCCUUGCUGUGCUGGUGAACAAGGGAACUGCUAGUGCAAGUGAAAUAUUAGCGGGUGCACUGAAAGACAAUAAGCGUGCGGUGUUACUUGGCGAACCAACCUUUGGAAAGGGCAAGAUUCAAUCGGUUUUCCAACUCUCUGAUGGCUCUGGCAUGGCUGUUACCGUUGCUCGCUAUGAGACUCCUGCUCACACUGAUAUUGAUAAGGUUGGAGUGAUCCCGGACCAUCCUCUGCCAACAUUAUUUCCAAAGGAUGAAGAGUCCUUUUGUGGCUGCGUAGAGGAUGCUGCAUCUGCUUGCUAUUUGAACAAAGUCCAGCUAUUUUCAAGAUAACAACGUCUUUCCUGAAAAAAUUACAGGAAGACAUUUCCAUUCUUUUUUUUAUUUUUUAUUUUUAUUUUUUCCUGGGAUUUAUAGUUUAGUAUUCUUUUGAGGAUUUACUGAUUUACAAAACGUAAAACUGCUCAUAUCAGUUGAGCUGAGCAGAGCUCCAGAAAGGAGGAAAAAUUGAAGUU